This is a messenger RNA of Lolium rigidum, 985 nucleotides long. Its product is annotated as chalcone--flavanone isomerase-like. Gene Ontology annotation, molecular function: chalcone isomerase activity. The record is from RefSeq and is a predicted model, not a curated record. Bases 31 to 726 code for a protein of 231 amino acids. NCBI's taxonomy places the organism in Eukaryota, Viridiplantae, Streptophyta, Magnoliopsida, Poales, Poaceae. Gene Ontology annotation, biological process: flavonoid biosynthetic process. The transcript has 3 exons.
UCCGGCCGCGCGCGCAUCGAUCUCAUACCCAUGGCCGUCUCAGAGCUUGAGGUCGACGGCGUCGUCUUCCCGCCGCUGGCCCGUCCGCCGGGCACAGCCCACGCGCACUUCCUCGCCGGCGCAGGUGUGCGAGGGAUGGAGCUCGGCGGCAACUUCAUCAAGUUCACGGCCAUCGGCGUGUACCUGCAGGCCGACGCCGCCGUGUUCGCGCUCGCCGCGAAGUGGGCCGGGAAGCCCGCCGACGAGCUCGCCGCCGACAACGCCUUCUUCCGCGACGUCGUCACGGGCGAGUUCGAGAAGUUCACGCGGGUGACCAUGAUCCUGCCGCUCACCGGCGCACAGUACUCCGAGAAGGUGACCGAGAACUGCGUCGCCUACUGGAAGGCCGUCGGCAAGUACACGGACGCUGAGGCCGCCGCCGUCGACAAGUUCAAGGAGGCCUUCAAGGCCGAGAGUUUCCCUCCCGGCGCGUCCAUCCUCUUCACCCACUCCCCCGCCGGCGUCCUCACCGUCGCGUUCUCGAAAGACUCGUCGUUGCCGGAGUCGGGCGGCGUGGCGAUAGAGAACAGGCCGCUCUGCGAGGCCGUGCUGGAGUCCAUCAUCGGCGAGCACGGGGUCUCGCCGGCCGCGAAGCUCAGCCUGGCGACCAGGGUCGCCGAGCUCCUGAAGGAGGCCGCACCCGUCAGCGAGCCGGCGGUGGCAGAGCCCGUGUCGGUUUCAGCGUGAACGGACUGGGCACCGUCACUGCUGGCUUAUACAUGUGGUUGGUGAUGUCCGUGUUGACACGUCGUGUUCCGGAGCUUCUACCGUUGUUUCUCUUGCGUCGAGGUCAACCGUGCUAACUUGAAUAAACAAACCCCAGCCAUUGAAAUUUAUUUACAUCAAAUAUUUAGGGGCUGUUUACCUCUCGAUAAUUUUUAACAAUCAAUACGAUGAUGUAUCAUACUCCCCAAUUUCACUAUUUCAAUCAAUAAGGCGUUCUCUU